AUGCCAAUCAUCAAGAUCAAAGUGAAACAAGGGACUGCAAACAAGAUUGUGAAUGUGGAACGAACGCUUCCCAACAUCCACGAAGUCUUUGUAGCUGAAUUGAAAAAGAAGUAUCCCAAUUACUUAUUUGAUAUAGUAUACAAAGGUGACACCACUCCAAUUAUAAUUACAGAUAAUAAGACUUUAACUGAUGCCAUAGACCACUGUGUGAAUAAAAAAGAGGCUUUCUUACAACUUGAAGCCCAAGACAAAAUUAAAGAAGAACCAAAACCAAAAGAAGAACCAAAAAAAGUUGAACCAAAAGAACAACAAAAGAAAGAAGAACCAAAGCCAAAAGCCGACGUCAAAAAAGAGGAACCAAAGAAGACGGAGCCCAAAAAAGAGGAGAAAAAAGAGGAACCCAAAACACCAGCAAAAGCUCAACCCCCACAAAGUCCCGAGAAACAAAGUGCUCCCAAGUUUUGUCCCAAUUGUGGAGUGAAGUUAAAUGGCUCUGUCAAAUUCUGUUCCGAGUGUGGCGCCAAAAUAGGAGGAGAGACCACUUCCACAAAAAAAGAGAGUGAAAAGCCCAAAGAGCAAGAAAAGCCUGCGACUAUAAUAAGUGCGGAGUUAUGUGCGAAGUGUGGUAAACCCGUUGCGGGUGGUAUUAAAGCCAUUGGAAAGUUUUAUCAUGAAGAUUGCUUUGUAUGUACCUUGUGUGGGGAGAAGUUUGGAGGGGAUAGAAAGAUUAUGGAACACAACGGGGAUGUCGUGUGUAGUCUCUGUUAUGAAGAAACUUAUGUGGAGAGAUGUUACAAGUGCGGGAAGCCCCUCGUUGGUAAAUAUUUGGUUGUAGAUGGUCACAAUUACCACGACACAUGCUUUGUAUGUUCGAGAUGUGGCGAGAAAUUCUCCGGGUCCUACAUGAUCACAUCGGAGGGCCUCCCCGUCUGCAAAAAAUGCGCGUAA
Molecule: messenger RNA, 948 nt
Organism: Entamoeba invadens IP1
Lineage: Eukaryota; Evosea; Mastigamoebida; Endamoebidae
Product: lim domain, putative
Exons: 3
Coding region: 1-948 (315 amino acids)
Cellular component (GO): nucleus; Z disc
Molecular function (GO): transcription coregulator activity
Source: RefSeq, a predicted model, not a curated record